CAGUUUGACAGUUUGAUUUCCGUGACUUGACGUUAACAAUGUCAUUAGUUCUUGGCUCUCUUUCCGGUUGCCAGGUUUCGCUUGGAAGGUUGUUUUCUGUACCAUCAAAAAUAAUUUUUUGACUCUGGUGUAAACAAAUAGCCAGCCAAGAUGGCCAAGUCCAAGAAUCACACUAAUCACAAUCAGAACCAAAAGGCUCACAAGAACGGUAUCAAGAAGCCCAAGCGCAAGCGUCAUGAAUCGAAGCGUGGUAUGUGCCAGAAGUUCCUGCGUAAUCUUCGCUACUCGAAGAAGGCUAACGUUUCGCACGAGGAAUCCCUGAAGCGUGCCGAAGAACGUAAGGCCAAGUACGCUGGAAAGCCCGCUCCCGUGCAGCUGUAGAAAGUGCGGAGCUUGAACCGUACAAUUUCCAUGGAUGUGCUUAUAAUAUGAGCAGUGUGCUGGUGGACGUGAAAAAAAAAUAAACUACGUGUAAAAGUAUAACAAA
This is a messenger RNA of Anopheles funestus (African malaria mosquito), 487 nucleotides long. It is a transcript of the gene RpL29, whose product is annotated as 60S ribosomal protein L29. Gene Ontology annotation, molecular function: structural constituent of ribosome. Lineage: Eukaryota; Metazoa; Arthropoda; Insecta; Diptera; Culicidae. Bases 151 to 381 code for a protein of 76 amino acids. The transcript has 4 exons. Gene Ontology annotation, cellular component: ribosome; cytosolic large ribosomal subunit. Gene Ontology annotation, biological process: cytoplasmic translation. The record is from RefSeq and is a predicted model, not a curated record.